This is a messenger RNA of Ectocarpus siliculosus, 1356 nucleotides long. The record is from the annotation of a GenBank genome assembly. NCBI's taxonomy places the organism in Eukaryota, Phaeophyceae, Ectocarpales, Ectocarpaceae.
AUGCCUCGGCCAGCAGAGCGGCAGGUUCGGGUGAUUUGGUUGCGUUUACGCUUCUCUCCUGUCCGCAAGCGCUCUCGUCGUUCCGUGCUGAUCGUAGCGCGUGUCUCGAUUGCGAUCGUGCACCACUGUACUGCUCGAAACAAAGCUUUCGAGGCGAGAGAAACGGAGAGCAAGUGUAUUUCAGCAGUUCCUUUUGGCGUAUAGACAGAGACGGGAACAGCAUGGCGACCACACUAGCACGAGCAGUGCAACGGACUACAACUGCGGCACCUUUGGCCUUGACGCACAAGGGCCGGCCCUUGGUGGCAGCGGUGGGCUCACACGCCUUGAGCAGAAGCAGCUCCUCUAGUGCCUCUGACAAGGAGAAGGAGUCGUACACGGCACGGCAGGCGAGGACGGGUAGGCCGGUGUCGCCCCACGUGACCAUCUAUGACUUCCCCCCGGCGGCGCUCUCGUCCAUCGCGAACCGCGUUACUGGGGUCGCUCUCGUGGCCGGGCUGUACGGAAUCUCUGGAGCUACCCUCGUUGGAUGCGAUGCCGCCGGCCUCAUGAGCGCUCUAGGCUCUUCAGGGGUUGGUCCAGCGGUGAAGCUGGCGGUGUCGUUCCCGCUAGUGUACCACUACCUCGGGGCCGUAAGGCACACGGUGUGGGAUUACAUGCCGGAAACUCUGCAGACGGCCGGCGUGGCCAAGACUAGCUAUGCACUGCUUGGCGUCUCCGGAGCCGUUAGCCUUGGUCUGGCAGCGGUGUAACUCCCAGCAGCAACAGUCUGUACCCACCCGUGUAUAGACAUUUUUUCAAGGGUUAUCAAAUCGUCGUAUGCAUACUUGCCAUGGCUGUCUUUCUGCAGAAAGUCAAUUUUUUGUACAGUAUAAUACCUGUAGUGUGUUUGAAGGAUAAAGAUGGUGGUGUCGUUUUGUAGCGAGGGGCACGAAAGGGGUUCAUCCUGCGAGGAUGCUCGUGUGCACGUGUGUGCUUGCACGUGUGCACGUGUGCUUGGCAAGGAAGCUGUCUGUUGGGUAGCGCGUUGUGUCGCUGGCCAGGCUAGUGGUUGCGGGGUCAAGAGCCGUCCUCGUAGUUACUGUCGUUGCUGAUGUGCAAGUCGAGUCGUGGCCUGCGUGACAGGAUCUAGCCGCUUGAUGACCGCAAUAGGACCGCCAAUAUUCGCGACGGCUACGGGAGCGCGGCUCUGUAGAGGCCGCGGCAGGUGUACUACAUAGAUAGGGCGGGACGCAUUGCUGCCGGAUGGGUUGCGCACAUCUGUAGCACACGGCGGAACCGGGAAUGGCCGUUGAAUGAUGGCUCCAAGACAGCAAAGCAGAGCAAAAAUUUUGGUUUGAUCCAGAGACCCAUGGU